Messenger RNA from Dicrocoelium dendriticum, 393 nucleotides. The record is from the annotation of a GenBank genome assembly. Lineage: Eukaryota; Metazoa; Platyhelminthes; Trematoda; Plagiorchiida; Dicrocoeliidae.
AUGUUGCACGGCUUGUCUCACCCAGGCGUUCGUGCGUCGGUUAAACUCGUAACUGCACAAUACGUCUGGCACAACGUCAAUCAGGACGUUCGUAUUUGGGCAGCUGCUUGCCUUCUGUGUGUACGCGCGAAGGUGCACAAGUACGCGAAAAGCCCAAUUGGCACAUUUCCGACACCACACGCACGUUUCCAUCACAUGCACGUCGACCUCGUAGGUCCUCUGACUCCUUCGAAAUACUCGGUGUACCUGCUGGCUUGUAUCGACCGAUCCACCAGGUGGCCAGAGGCCAUUUCGAUUCCGAACUGCUCUUCGGAAACAGUAGCAAAAGCAUUUUUGGAGCGCCAUCGUGACCACCGAUCGAGGGUCACAUUUCUCUUCCACUUUUGCCACGUU